AUGUAAUUCGAAUCCCAAAAUAUUUGCAUUGUCAAAGUAUAUCAAACUAAAAUUGAAAACCCUCCCAACAAGGCGGAUACUCUAAUAAAUCAAAUAAUCAUCUCAAAUAAUAACAGAUUUGUCUGCUGUAUAAUUCUUUAUGAAAAAUAUAAGGAAUAUUACAAUGCUACAGUAAGAGAUUUAAAAACCAAUCAGGUUCUCUUUUAGCAUGAUGAUGAUGCAGAUACAUUUUCCAUUCAAUUCACUCCUGAUUCUAAAUAUAUUUUUUUUUUGGGCGAAUAGGAUUAUAUUAUUUUUGAUCUCUAUACCAAAUAGCAAUACAAAUUGAAGUUUAUUACUUAUGAAGCUUACAAACGUCUGAAAUUAUCCUUUACAGAAGAUUCUCAAUACAAAUUAAUAUAAACAAAUGAUACAUUGGAAACAUCCCAUAUCCUUGGGGAUUUAAGUGAAGUAUAUUAGGUUAAUAUUGCAACCUUUGAUUGGAGAUUUGUUUCGAAUAAGGAAGCAUAUCUCUCAACGAUGUAAAUUAUGAGAUAAUAAAAGUUAAUUUGCUUUAAAGUAUUCAGAAAGAAAAAUACUAAAUUGAAUGUUGUGAAAUCAUUUUUAUUAUCAUUUGAACCAAAAUACUUUUAAAAAAUAAAGGCAAAAAUAUGGAAUGUCAAUAAUUUGGUGGUAGUGUAACAUCAUUUUGGUGUCAGAGUCUAUAAUUUACACAACAAUAAAUUAAUCAGAAAUCUUUAAUAUUAAACUAAAGUUAAGCCAAUCUGUACCUUUUAGCACUUAGAAAAUAACAAAGGUUAUGUUGUUUUUUCUUAUGAUUUUCUUUUCAACGAUAGCCGCACAAUAGAAUUUAUGUAAUUCUUACCAACUGUUGAAUAUCAAAGCCCAAAACCCUUUUCGAAAAUCCAAUUUUUUCUGGGCUAGAAUUCAGCUUUAAUAUAAUAAGAACUUGAAUCAGACACGUGGCAACAAAUAACUUUUGGAUCUGAAGAAUUUGAGUGA
This is a messenger RNA of Paramecium tetraurelia, 1002 nucleotides long. RefSeq lists its product as uncharacterized. The transcript has a single exon. NCBI's taxonomy places the organism in Eukaryota, Ciliophora, Oligohymenophorea, Peniculida, Parameciidae. The record is from RefSeq and is a predicted model, not a curated record.